CGUCCACCCAAUAGCCGUUUACCGGAGGGCACCUAACAGCAGCACAUGAACCUCGGAUUAUCAUAUUGACCAGACUUCCUCAAUCCCCAAUCCAAGAAUUGAAAAUCCCUCAUACUCAAUUCCAUUCUAUGUAUAACUAGCACCCUUCAAUCUUCAAUCCUCGUCUCAAUCUUCAAUGGCUGCAAACUCCAGUGAGGUGCUCCAUGACUUCUUCCCCUUGCUGAGAGAAUACAAAGAUGGUCGAGUUGAAAGAUUAGUCGGCAAAGACUUGGUUCCCGCAUCAGUAGAUCCAGAAACAGGGGUUCAAACCAAAGACGUUGUUAUAGCACAGGAGAUCAACCUUUCCGCCAGGCUUUACCUGCCCAAGAACGCUGCUCCGGGCAAGAAACUUCCCCUUCUUGUCUACUUCCAUGGUGGUGGUUUCUUGGUGGAAUCCGCAUUCUCUGCAAUGUACCAAAAGCACCUCAAUUUGCUGGUCGCAGAGGCUAAUUGUGUUGCCGUAUCCGUCAACUAUAGAUUAGCCCCUGAGCAUCCUCUCCCUGCUGCCUACGAUGAUUCUUGGCUCGCCCUCAAAUGGGUUGCCUCUCAAUCCACAGAUGAGUGGAUUAAAGAUUAUGCUGAUCUCAAUCGUGUUUACUUAGGCGGCGACAGCGCUGGUGGUACCAUAGCACACCACGUAGCGAUACGUGUGGGUGAUAAAACGUUGGACGGCAUCAGAUUGAGCGGCGUUUUCCUCAACUGUCCAUUCUUUUGCAGCAAAGAUGCAAUGGGGAAAGAAGAAACACAUCCAGUUUUUUCAAAGAGUUAUUUGGAUAGACUUUGGCACUAUGCAUGUCCAAGCAGCACAGAAGGGUCCGAUCAUCCUUGGAUUAAUCCGACCAUGGAUCCAAAAAUCUCGAGCUUCGGGUGUAAAAGGUUGCUGGUUUAUGUUGCGGAGAAGGAUGUCCUGAGGGAGAGGGGCUGGUGGUAUAAGGAUGCAAUAAGCAAGAGUGGGUGGAAUGGAGAAAUUGAGGUGGUUGAAGUCAAAGGGGAGGAUCAUGUCUUCAGUGUAAUUUCUCCAACUACUGAGAAUGGCAUUGCUAUGCUCAAAAGGGUGGCUUCUUUCCUCAACCAUGACUAGCUUAUUUCAUUUGCAGAUUGGCAGAUGACCUGUUUUUAGUAGCCCCGGUCUUGGUGAGGUGAGUGUCUGUUGGUUUACCGGGAUUGCACCAAUUAUAUUUUACGGGUCUUUGCCUAGUAGCUAGUAUUGUCUAUUUGUAAUGUUUUUAUGUUACAAAACAUAUUAAUGUACUCGUUCAGACCUUGUGUGUU
This is a messenger RNA of Sesamum indicum (sesame), 1311 nucleotides long. Its product is annotated as 2-hydroxyisoflavanone dehydratase. The record is from RefSeq and is a predicted model, not a curated record. Lineage: Eukaryota; Viridiplantae; Streptophyta; Magnoliopsida; Lamiales; Pedaliaceae. Gene Ontology annotation, molecular function: hydrolase activity.